Molecule: messenger RNA, 4167 nt
Organism: Daucus carota subsp. sativus
Lineage: Eukaryota; Viridiplantae; Streptophyta; Magnoliopsida; Apiales; Apiaceae
Exons: 6
Coding region: 1-4167 (1388 amino acids)
Biological process (GO): telomere maintenance; DNA repair
Molecular function (GO): DNA helicase activity
Source: RefSeq, a predicted model, not a curated record
AUGUCAGUUCCUAAGCCGUAUGCCUCACUUGGAGCCCCAACAGUGCGGUGUCAAAAAUGUCAAGCUGUUAUGUGGAAGGAGGAGCGAUCCAAUAAGGACAACAUUCAUGGGAUUCCAAAGUUUAGUUUGUGUUGUGGAGAUGGGAAGAUUAAACUCCCACCUGCUCCUAGGACCCCAUCUUACCUUUGGCAGCUUUACAAUGACCCGAAGAAAGGCCCUAUGUUUCAACAGUGUUCAAGAGUUUAUAACAGUAUGUUUGCUUUUACUUCGACGGGUGGUUAUGUCGACAAUUCAAUCAAUAAUGGUGGAUCACCUUAUAUUUAUCGUUUAAAUGGUCAAAACCACCAUUUGUUUGGUUCGUUGGUGCCUAAUGAUGGGCAACCUCCUAAAUUUUGUCAGUUAUACAUGUAUGAUACUGUUAAUGAGGUUUCCAACCGUCUGAGAUGGGUUGAUGUUGGUGAAUCGAAUAAGAUAUCUGAGGAAAUUGUUGCUGGCUUAGUUUCUAUGUUGGAUGAGACAAACUGUUUGGUUCGAGAGUUUCGUACUGCUCGUGAACGUUAUGAUGACAGUGAGAUUGUGGACAUGCACAUGUUUCUCAAACUAUGUCGGUCUGCCAGUGGUCGUGAGAAUAAUAUGGGUCCAUCAAAUGAAGUAGCUGGAAUAAUGGUUGGUAAUGAGGAAGAUACCGAGGAGAAUCGAGAUUUUGUAGUAGAUAGUAAGUUUGGUGGACUACAAAGAAUUACCAACAUCAAUCCUAAACUUAUGGCGCUACAAUAUACUAUUUUGUUCCCUGCUGGAGAGGAUGGUUAUCACACGGAAUUGUAUUAUGAGAAAACGCCUGGUUCCAAGUCCCAGACCUGGACUAAGUUGACGCUCAUGGAUUACUACCGUUAUCGCCUGCAAAUUCGUUUAAAUGAGGGAAUGACACCUCGGUUGGGCGGUCGUUUGUUCCAGCAAUACGUUGUUGAUUCUUUUUCUAUUAUUGAGCAAGCUCGACUUUGGUGGUUUAAAACUCAUCAGACUACUCUGGGGAAUGAGUUAUAUAGUCACAUAUGCGAUUCUAUCAGGGCCGGUGACACUGAUGCAUCUUCAAUUGGAAAGAGUUUCAUUCUGCCUGCUGGAUAUGUAGGUUCGAAGAGGUACAUGCAACAGAACUUUCAAGAUGCCCUGGCCACGUGUAGACAUAUUGGGCAUCCUGAUAUAUUCCUUACCAUGACAACCAAUCCAAUGUGGCCCAAAAUUCUUGAGAUGAUGAAGAUUAUACCCUUUGGAACCCCUGUGGAUAAUCCAGAUAUAAUUGCUCGGGUGUUUAAAUUGAAACUCUCUCAACUGUUGGAUGAUAUUCGCAAGAACAAGUUCUUCGGCGAAUGUGUUGCAGUGGAAUUCCAGAAGCGUGGGCUUCCUCACGUGCAUAUGUUGAUUUGGCUCGAUGCUGAUUCGAAGUUGAAAUUGAAGUCUAACGUUGACAAAUUUGUGUCUGCUGAGAUACCUGAUCCCAAAACUGAUCUAGAUGGGUACGAAGCAGUCAAAGAGUUUAUGAUGCAUGGACCUUGUGGGCGUGAGUUUCCCAAGUCGCCGUGUAUGAAAAAUUUCAAGUGCUCACGUCAUUUUCCUAAGAAGUACUGUCCAAAGACCAACUUUGAUGAUUCAGGUUUUCCUAUUUACCAGAGGAGGAAUACUGGGAUUACAGUUGAUGUCCGGAAAGCCACUUUAGAUAAUCAAUGGGUUGUGCCUUAUAACCGGGACUUAUUGGUGAAAUACCAAUGUCACAUAAAUAUCGAGAUAUGUUGUCACGCACGCAGUGUAAAGUACUUAUUCAAGUACUGUUUGAAAGGAAGUGACAAUGCCACUGUGCAGAUCAGUGGGCGGAAGAAAAAGAUAGCAUCUUUUGAUCCUGAGGUAGUAGAUGAAAUCCAGAGUUAUUUUGAUGGCAGAUAUAUUUGUGGGUCUGAGGCUUCUUUCCGGACAUUUGGUUUUGAUAUACAUCAUAGAUCAAUAUCUGUGGUACGAUUAUCUUUUCACCUUCCUGGUGAAAAGAAUUGUGUAUUUAAACCAUCUGAUUCGUUGAAGAAGGUUGCUGGACGGGAAAAAAAUCGACACAGUCAGUUAGAGGCGUUCUUCUUCCUCAACUCCACUGAUUGUACUGCUAAUCAAUAUACGUACGAUCAAAUUCCUAUGCAUUAUGUGUGGAACGUCUCUGAUCAUGCUUGGACUGUUAGGAAGAAAGGAUAUCAGAUUGGUCGUCUCACUUAUACACCUCACAGUGCUUGUGAAGUUUGGUAUUUGCGUUUAUUGCUGUCUCGUGUGAAAGGUCCGAAAUCAUUUAAGUGCUUGAGAAUUGUGAAUGGCGUUGUAUACCCUACGUUUCAAGAGGCAUGUAGAGAACUUGGAUAUCUUAAUGAUGACGACGAGUGGCAUGAGCUUCUCAAAGAAGCUGCUAAAGGUGGUUUUCCUCCUCAAAUACGUCAGCUCUUUGUUCAUGUCAUUGUUAACUGUCAGGUCUCUGAUGUGAACCAUCUUUGGGCUUCCAAUCAUCAAUACAUGACUGAUGACAUUCUCAUGCAAAGGAGAAAAAAUUCAGGGCAGCAUGAACUGGUGUUGUCUGAAGAAGAUGUUAUUAACUAUGCGCUUGCUGACAUAAAUCAGAUUUUGAAGUCUCUGGGAAAGUCUCUUAAAGAUUUUCCAUCUAUGCCGCAGCCUCCUUCCCAUUUUAUUAAUUGUGAGAAGAAUAAUCUGUCGGUUGAACAAAAAGAAGGGAAGAUAUUUUUCGUCUAUGGUAGCGGUGGCUGCGGAAAGACAUUUCUUUGGCGGACAUUGAUAUCUAAGUUGAGAUCUCAAGGGGAUAUUGUGUUGCCUGUGGCUUCUUCUGGAAUAGCUGCCACGUUGCUUCCUGGUGGUCGAACAGCUCAUUCUAGGUUUAAGAUUCCCAUAAUUCUCGACGACUACUCAAUUUGCAACAUUGCACAUGAUUCUGAUAUUGCCGAACUCAUAAAGGAAACAAAGCUUAUAAUAUGGGACGAGGCUCCGAUGCAACAUCGUUAUUCGUUUGAGUGUUUGGACCGUACCUUGUGUGACAUUAUGAAAGGUGUUGAUAUGAAGUAUUUCCAUCUGCCAUUUGGAGGGAUUAUUGUUAUAUUUGGUGGUGAUUUCCGGCAGAUAUUACCUGUGAUACCCCUUGGUUCCCGUGCUGACAUUGUUUCCGCAUCUAUAACCAGGUCAAGGAUUUGGUCUUUAUGCACGAUAUUUACUCUAGAUCAGAACAUGCGUCUAAACAAUCCAAUUUCUGAACUUGAAAGGGAAGAAAUGAAAGAGUUUGCGGAGUGGGUACUCUCGGUGGGUGAUGGUUGUUAUGUUUCUCCUGGAGACACCUUAGACCCUAAAAAUGAAUAUGAGGUCGUGCUUCUUGCUGAUUUAUGUGAUGUCAAUGGCUCCAAUUCUCUAGACAAAAUGUUUUCUGCCAUUUAUCCGGAAUUUGCCAGUAAAUUCAAAGAUCCAACCUAUAUUAGAGAACGCGCCAUUCUCACUCCAAUGAAUGAGACCGUGACAUAUUUGAACUCUCUUAUUGUUGACAAAGUUCCCGGGGAUUCCACUUCUUAUUUCAGCUUUGAUUCUGCCGAAGAGUUUGCUGGCACCGAUUCUGAUUUAAGUUUGAGUUUUCCAGCUGAAUAUUUAAACUCUCUCCAUACUCCUGGAUUACCUCUUCAUGAAUUGAAGCUUAAAGAGGGUGUCAUUGUAAUGUUGAUGCGCAAUUUAAACCAAACUCUUGGUUUAUGCAACGGGACUCGGUUGAUUAUUACUAAAUGUCUUAAGCAUUGUGUUGAAUGCGAGGUGAUAUCCGGUUCAUACAUUGGGACAAAGCACUAUAUCCCCAGAAUUAACUGUUGUCCUUCUGAUUCUCGCCUUCCAUUCAAGCUUAUACGUAAACAAAUGCCUCUACAAAUUUGUUAUGUUAUUACAAUCAACAAAGCACAAGGACAGUCUUUAGAGCAUGUUGGUUUGUACUUGCCUGAGCCAGUGUUCACGCAUGGCCAACUUUAUGUUGCUGUAAGUCGAGUUACCAGUCGUCGUGGUCUUAAAAUAUUCAUUGAUGACAGGAAUGGGAACAGCACACGUGUGACGGACAACGUAGUGUUUAAGGAGGUUUUCUACAAUAUACCAGUGAAGUAA